GCAAAAAAUAAACAAUUGUAAAUAUCAUAAAAGCACUUCAGAGUUGUAAUUUCGUAUCAACUUGUUCCAAGAGAUAGAUUUUUCAGUUUGCUAUUCAAUCUGACAUGUUUUAGUGGAUGUUUUGCUCAUUUUUUUAGUUCAGUCCAAAAUUGAUAUUCUGUACAAUUUCUCUCCAUUUAAAAAACUUUGCGAUUUGGCGGGAGUUUUGCACACUUCCGUGUUUACAUUUUAUUGUCAAUUUCUCAUCAGAUUUCUAAUUCAGUUGCAGUCUUAUAUAACCAGCUGUAACUGAUCUGAUGUCGAUAUAGACAUUCAUAAACAUAUGUCAAUCGUGACUGAUAGGAAUUCAACUUUCAAAACCGAACUAUAAAGUAUCACUAUCAGUGACUGGGCUAAAAUUGAGAAGAUGACCUCCUCCACCUCUUACAUGAGCACAUGUUAUGAAAGCUAUCUGCAAAAUGACGGCUCAAAAGAUGGCCCUGGAAAUUUGAAAAGAAAGAGAGAACAUUCAUCAUUGGACAACACUUGUGAGCCUGAAGACUUGGACGAAGACUCGUGCUGCAUGUUAGAAUAUGUCCCGAAAAUUGCUGAGUUUUUCCGUAUCGUUGAGAAGAUUGGUGAAGGGACCUUCAGCAGUGUUUACUUGGCAAAGUUGAAGUCGCAGCCAGACGUUGAUCAGAUGUUCGCGUUGAAGCAUAUCAUCCCAACUAGUCAUCCGUCACGCAUUGAAAAUGAGCUGAAGUGCCUGCAGUUGAUUGGGGGUGUUGACAAUGUGAUUGGUGUAAGCUGCUGCAUCCGAGAGAAGGACCAUGUAGUCAUAGUCAUGCCUUACUUCAAACAUGACAAAUUUCAGAGUUACCUCCAGUCCAUGACUAUCUCAGAGAUCUGCAGCUACAUGAAGCAUUUACUGAUUUCUUUGAGAAGGGUUCAUCAGUUCGAUAUCAUUCAUCGAGAUGUCAAACCUAGCAAUUUCUUGUACAAUAGAAAGAGGAAAAGUUAUGCUCUUGUCGACUUUGGCCUCGCUCAUAAAGCUACGGUGCUACUAAAGGAAAAGAAAGAGGAAGAUUCAGAUAAAGCGAGCCUAUCUCCGGGCAAGCGCAAGACUCGCAGAUCAGUGGAGAACAAGACUCCAGCCUCCCCGGAGAAGUCACAACAGACCGACACGAAGAGUAGUUUGAGCGAACGAAGUCAGAAUAUCUUUGAUAGCGGAAAAAUGACAAUGAAAACAAACGAAAAGGCAUCUGAGGCAAAGAAAAGUCGCAUUCCAGAUAAACCUGUUGCAGUAUUCAAGGCUUUUAAAUCGCCGCGGCGAACAUUGUUGAAUACGCGGGCCAUCAUGGCGAGUACUGGGUUGACACUGACGCGGAAUGAUUCUGUGAAGCGGUCAAUGGAUGGAACAUUGGCCCAUCGUCGGACGUUGUCGAAACCUUUCGGGUUCAGAGGAGGACAGUCCACUGUUACCUGCCAUUGUUUUGGGACGCCAUCGGUUUGUACGAUGUGUGUUUCAAGGGCAAACCAGUCAGCGCCCCGUGCCGGAACCCCAGGCUACAGAUCACCGGAAGUCCUCAUGAAGUGUCCGUCUCAAUCAACAUCAGUCGAUAUCUGGUCUGCAGGCGUUAUAUUCCUUUCACUCCUCACCCAACGUUAUCCAUUUUUCCGAGCCAACAAUGACAUGACGGCCCUUGCUCAGAUCAUCAGUGUCAUGGGAAGCGGGGAUGUGCAGAAGGCUGCGUUGACUUACAACAAGAGUAUGAUCUGCAGUCCAAACAGGCCCACAGCCCAUCUGAAGAACAUGUGCAUCGCACUUCGGCGAUGUACCAAGUCACCAAAGCAUCGCGCCAAGCGAUCGUGUCCGGAAAAACCGGACGAACACGACCCGCUCUGUGACGUCCCAGACACGGCGUACGAUCUCCUGAAACGGUUACUGGAUGUGGAUCCGAACACGAGGAUAACAGCGGAGGAUGCAUUGAAUCAUCCUUACUUCACAUCUUGAUCUUGAAUUUGAACUUGACUUUGAUCUUGUAGACUGGUUCCCUGUCACAGUAAUGUACAUGUAUGGUAGACACCUUCCCCUGUUCAAGUGGUAAGCUGAUAAUUCUAGGAUGGGUACUGUCCAAGGGAUAGUCGCAUCUGAUUGGUGGGUGUACAAUGACGAUAUUCACUGACUGAGAGCAAAAUAAUAACAACAUCGGCAAUUACCAGAAGAAAAGUGUUUCAUUAGAAGUGUCUAUUUUAAGUGUUGGAGAACGCUUUUGUCUGCUUGGGUCUUUUCUAUGGUUUGUAGUCUUGUUGAUAUGAAAAUUUUUACUUUUUGUAAUAAA
Molecule: messenger RNA, 2321 nt
Organism: Lineus longissimus
Lineage: Eukaryota; Metazoa; Nemertea; Pilidiophora; Heteronemertea; Lineidae
Product: cell division cycle 7-related protein kinase-like
Exons: 9
Coding region: 407-1993 (528 amino acids)
Biological process (GO): protein phosphorylation; mitotic DNA damage checkpoint signaling
Cellular component (GO): nucleus
Molecular function (GO): protein serine/threonine kinase activity; ATP binding
Source: RefSeq, a predicted model, not a curated record